This is a messenger RNA of Drosophila busckii, 325 nucleotides long. RefSeq lists its product as uncharacterized. The transcript has a single exon. Lineage: Eukaryota; Metazoa; Arthropoda; Insecta; Diptera; Drosophilidae. Bases 88 to 273 code for a protein of 61 amino acids. The record is from RefSeq and is a predicted model, not a curated record.
UUGUGAAAAAUUUUAAGCGUAUACAUACGUAUACUUGAUAUACAUACUUGAUAUAUACGCUUACGUUAUGAACGUUACGCUACGCGAAUGUGCGCAUUUGGUUAUUUAUUGUUUUUUGCUUUAUUGCUAACAACAAUUCUGGUGCUCUCCAUUAUAUUUGCCACGAACUCCAAGCGUUCGAUGAUGGAUAGUUUUAUACUUGUUUUCAAUUAUACACAAGCUGAACAGCAACAACAACAAAAGCUACUGCUACUGCAGCCAGAAGAAGAAUAAAAACAACAACAACAACAGCUACAACUUUUUAAGUUUUCAAAUUUCAAAUCCU